GCAAGGGUGGCAAGUGUGUGGCAAGUGCUGCGAGCGGAGCAACUGCAGCAGACAAACAGAUCAAAGGCGAGCAGUCAGGAGCGGAUUACGUGCAAAGUAUCUCUGGGUGGGUGUAGAGCAAUAAGGAAACUGCAAAUGGAUAUCAAAAUGUAGAAACGAAUCGAAAUCGGCUAAUGCAGACGGCAUCGAGACGCCUCCAUGGGCAAGUGUGUGUCCCGGCAGUCGGCGGCACUGGGUAGCUGCAACAGUUUGGCGGCGGAACAUCAUCAAUCUGUGCUGACAUUGGCGCUGUCCCACCAAGAUUUGGCCCAGGCCCACAAAAUAUGGCAACGGCUGACAGCGAGUAAUGAAUAUAUAGCCGCAACAGCAGAGCAGCCAUUUUAUUACCACAUAAGCCGCAGCCACGCAAAGGACACAGACACAGACACAGAGGAGCACGAGGAGGCGAGGCAAGCAACUGCUGUGUUGCACAUUGAGUCUGUCUAUAAUCAUUUGGAUGCCCAUGUGGAUGCGGAUGUGAAUGUGGAUGAUAUUAUUGGCAAUACGUUGACAGGCAACAACAACAGCAGCAAGAACAUCAAUAACAACAACGACUACGACGACAAAGCCACUUUUGCCACUUGCCAGGACUUUUUGCUGCAGGAACUUGCCCAGACACUGGCCGAGUAUCAUCAAGUGCCACUCGUAACUCCUUCACAGGGCCAGCAGAGCAACUGGAGUGGCUUCAUCACACAUGACACAUCCAUCUGGCAGCCGAUUAAUAGCUUCAGCGAUAACGAUUCCGACUAUGAACAUGAAAAUGAACACUUCCAACAGCAGCAGCAACAACAGCAGCAGGAACAACUCCUCCAGGGUCAGACGGAGAGCAAGAAGCAUGGUGGGAAGUCGCAUCGACGUCACAAUGGCAAUGGUCCGCCACAGGAGCUGACCGAGCGGGAGCAGCAGGAGCAGCUCCAUACCAAAGGCACAGCGAUGUCCUUUGGCUUUCGCAAGAAGCUCAACGGUACGCCCAAAAAGUUCAAGAAACUGCUGGAAGGAGGCAAGACCCAAACAGACACAAAGGACGACAAUGGCAAUGCGGCGCCCCCCAUACACUUUGAGAAAGUGGGCGUUGCCGCUACCAAGACAACAACAACAACAACAACAAAUACGAGCAACAAUCGUACAGGUGCGGCUGGCAAGCGUUUUGGCUAUCGUGGCGCGCUCGUGCCACGCCCCGCAUCCACAAGCCUAACAACAACAACCACAACCAGUGGCAGCGAAGACUCCGAGGAGUCGGCAGCAAAUGCUCAGAACAACAACCCCAACAACAACAACAACAAUGGCAACAAUGGCACCACAACAACUGGUCAGGGACUGGUGAGCAAUUUGAAGCGUCGCUCGAAGAGCGCACACACAGGUCGCACAAUUGAUGGGGAGCCGAAAAUAGCGCAGCCAAAGCAGCUGACGUUCAAUCUGAACCAGAACACAACCAUCGAGUAUCAGCGCCGCCAGUUCUUUGGCGAGAUUGCCGAUGAGGCGAACACGGCGGCAACAGCAACAGCAACAGCAACGGCAACGAUUGCCAACCGACACCGCUACAACUACAACAAUCUGGCCAACAUGCAUGCGAAUGUCAUCGUUCGUCCCACGCCGCGUGCUGCGCCCGCCAGCUUUGCCAAGUUUACGUUGCAAACGGUUAGUCUGCCUCGGCCGGAGUAUCCGGUGGCCAUUAGUCUUACGGCGACAACACCCACAACUCCCAGCAGCAGCGUACAAUCGCCAGUUCCGGCACACAACAACACCGGUGCUCGGGCCAAGGAUAUUCCGACUGCUGCAAGGCCACAUCCGUUGACCUCGAUCCAUGUGCAACCCAGUCGACAGUUGGAUCAGAAGAGCGUCAAGCAGAUCACAAACAAUUCGACACGUCGGGGUUUCUCGGGCAGUCGGGAGAUUAGCGCCGAUUCGGGCAUUGCCAGCAUGGAUAUGGCUGUGGAUUCGGGCAGCAGCUCGGGAGGCAGUGCGUCCAGCUCAAAACGCAGUCGCAGUCGCCCGAGGAAUCUGCAGAUGGUGAUGAGUGGACGGCAUACAUUCGAGGUGCGCGACGUGGAUGAUCCACUGUCCAGUGAGUCGAACUCUUUUGUGGAGACACUGGCGCUGCCCAAGUUGCCCACGGAUAACAGCCAGACGGCUCAGUUGCCGCUGCUGGGAUUAGUGCGUUCCAAUACGGUGCUCAGCCGGGAGAGCUACGAGCGACGACAGGCGACGGCUGGACACGAUCAGGAAACACCGGAGACUCCACCCAAGCCCAGUGGCUCCGAUGAUAGCGAGAGUGUGGACGAGGAGAAGUUGUAUCUGGACUCGUCCACCUCCGAGAAGAGUGCCAAACAGCAGAGUCACAGCCAAUCGUCGUCCAUGUCCUGGCGCUGCCAGGCGGGCGAAUCCUUGGCCGCCAAGGAUUGCAGUAGCAUGAGCAUCACCAGCAGCGACACUCAAGCGACUACCAAAGCGGAGGACAAGGAGGAGGACAUGUCCCUGGGCAUGGAUGACAUCAGCUUGAUCAACACGGAAAUGCAAUUUAGCACAAUUUCUUCAAUGACGGAAGCGACACCAAAGCCGAGCAGCAGCAGCAGCAGCGGCUAUGUGGCCACCGAUCCGGAACACUUGCUCAACAUGCACAUUGUGGACAAUCGAGAGGCUGUCGUCGAUCAAUUGCCCUUGGAGCGUCCCCGCUCCUUCAACAAUGCGCUCAACGAAUCAAAGUUUGCCGAAUUGGCGCUGGCAAACAGCAGCUGUCUGCUCUUGGAUGACGAGACCUCGCCAACAGACAGCUUGGUCAGCAGCACCGAGGAGAUGGAGUCCGAGGAGGCGGGUGGCAAGCUCAAGAAGCACAAGUUGAAUGCGGAGUUGCAGCAGAAGGAUAACAAUGAGGUGGACAUUGAUGAUAUAUCGCCGUUGCUGGAACUGGAACUCGAUAUGGCCAGUCACAGUCCCCAUUCCCCCGGUACGCCCACACACGCCUCCCACUCGCUUUCGCUCGGCUCGGAUUAUGGCAAUCUGAUCGAUGACGAGAUUGCCGAUCAGCCGGCGUUGCUGUGCAACAGUGAGGCACCCGAUCUUGCCACCGAUACGCCCACCCUAAUGGAGACACACACUCACAACACCCAGACCGGAUCACUGCGAUCCCUGAAGAGUCAGUCCAAGGCACGCACAGCCCUACAGCAGGCCAUCGAGUUGAGCCUGCGAACGCCGGCUGCAGUGCGACGAGCUGUCCUCGAGAGUGCCGAGUCCUUGGACACGCUCUCGCCCUGUGAGUCCAUCUGCUCCGAUGAUCUCAUGAUGGACUUUGAUAUGAAUAGCAGUGUGGAUUCCAUCGAUCGUACGCUGUCCGUGCGCAGUCGCAGUGGCUCCGAUCUGCACAAGUUGGGCGCCGACCUGGAAGCGGAUCAGGCCGAGACCGAAGCGGAGCUGCUCGCCCAGCUGGAGUGCAAGGGCAGCGACGUGAUGAAGGAGCUCAACAGUCUGCUUCGCGUGCGAAUGCAACGCUCUGCACCCAGUCCCAGGGAGCGCAUCAGCGCCAAGCUGCCUGCACGCGCCACACGCCUGCUGAAUCGCUCUCGGUUGCAGGAUCAGGCUGGCAACGAGUCCGACAACAGUUUGCGUUCGACACACAGCGGCGCCUCCUCCAGUCGCAAGCGCAGCACAGCCGCCUCGCGUGCUUCAACCGCCUCCUCCACAUCGAGUCUGCAGCGACGCCAACAGCAGCAGCAACAGCAGAAGCACCAAUCAGCCACGUCGUCCGGUUCGAGGCGCACAACUGGUCAGCGUCCGGGUGGCAGCAACGCAGAGCUGCACAGCUCAUCGGACGAUCUGAUGUUGUAUGACAAGUCCUUCAGGAAUGCCAUGAUUCAGGAUGUGCUGCAGUUCAAGAAGCAGCUGUUGCGACUACGUCGCAUCCUUCAGGAGACGGAGACGCUGAAUCCCUUCGAGAAUGAUAAUAUGCAGUUGUUUGCCGCCUGUGGCCUGGAUAGCAAGCAGUUGAAUGACAUCGAUUUGGCCAGCCUGACAUCAUCGACAACGGAGGAUCCCUUGCAGGAGCUAUCCGAUCUACGUAGACAGGUUGUUUACCUUCAGGGUCAAGUGGAUGAUCGUGAUCGCACCAUACGCCUGCAGCGAGAUCUUAUCGAGCAGCUCGAGGCGGAGAAGCGCCAAGCGAUGCCAGCUGACGGCAACGUGGCAAACCUUGUCAACAAGGAGUGCAUCAGCAUGGCCACCCAAACGGAGCGAACACGUCCACUUGCCAUUGGUGCGGAGGGUUUGUCCAGAAGUAAGCCUGAAUAUACCAGUUAUACCACGCACUUUCCGACGCUCCACUUGCAUCAUUGCAACGAUUCCACCGUGGCGGCAACAACAAUAAUACACCACCAGCAGCAGCCACAGCAGCCAUGUAAUGGCAACCACAACAACAACAAUAAUCACAACAACAACAACAACAAUUGUCGUGCUUUGAGUCAGACACGUCGUCACACAAUUAUUUCGACCACGCUGACCAACUACAAUCAACAGUUGGCUGCCGCGGCAUAUCCGCGUCGCGCCUCCAUCGGUUGGGAGGCGGCUGUCGAGACGGCCACGCCCACAACUGCCCCAGCUGGUGCUGCUGCUGCCCCUGCUGCUGUUGUGGUACGCAAGCCCGUGCGAAUAACACUUAUUGGAGAAGCGUUGCCAUUGUCACAAAAUGGCGUCAAGGCGCGUUUCCUCAAUGGCGGCAGCAGCAGCAACAACAACAGUAACAACAACAGCAUCAACAGCAACAGCAAUGGCAGCAGCAACGGUAGCUUGGCGGGUGUUGCACAUCAUUAUCAGCCGUUGUAUAACAGCAACAAGAUGACAAACCCAACCGUAACUAUAGUCUGAUUUAGAUACCCACACUUUUUAACCCAUUUUCGCAACAAGAAAUGCGCACAAUUGUCAACAGGCGCUUAACAAAUACAACUAUUCUAGCUGAGUUUAAUAUACUAUAUCUAUAUAUAUACCACAUAACUAUAUAUGUAUAUAUAUAUACACUGAUGUACUCUCAAACUAUUUGCAGUCUUACCAAAACCAGUGAAAAUAUAAGCAGCUCUAAACUAAAGCUAAAACUGGCUAAUAACAGCUGUGGUUCAAUAUUACACUAGCUUACAAAACUGUGUAGAUCUUUGUAUACCCUGCAUCUGCGACACAUAAAGCAUAUAUAUUCUUGAUCAGCAUCAACACCCGAGUCGAUCUUGCCAUCUGUCUGUCCGACAAGUUCAGCAAUUAAAACCAUAAUUCUCAAUUUAUAACACUCUUAUACUGAAUGACUAUAUGUCUACACAUAAUAUUGAUCAGGUGUAAAAAUUGCAUUCAUUUAGAAUAACAAACCCAGAAGUUAUUUGUAUUAUGUCAGUUGGGUGCAGGGUAUAUUCCAGUCGAGCAUUCUUACUUGUUUAGACUUCUAUCCAUCGUUGUGUAGAAAACUUAUAGUUGAACAUAUUAAAGGAAAUCAUCAAAAUCGAGAUACAGUUUUAAGUGUAAGCUGGUGUAAAAUAGCCACUAGAAAUUCAAGAAGCGUAGCUUUAAGAGCUCUCUGAGAAUUCAACGGAAAAUAAAAUAGUUUAGAAGUGCUCCAUGUACAAUAAUACAAUAAAUAUGCAAAAUGUGCAACGCAAGUUAAUUAAAUUAAAAAUAUCGUGUAAUUUAGUGGAAUAUUCUUCAUACAAUUAUAAAUAAAAGCUCUUUAGACAGCUUAUCAAUCAACAACUAUAUCUAUAUCUAUUUAUAUAUAU
This is a messenger RNA of Drosophila grimshawi, 5783 nucleotides long. Its product is annotated as serine-rich adhesin for platelets. The transcript has 11 exons. Bases 199 to 4893 code for a protein of 1564 amino acids. The record is from RefSeq and is a predicted model, not a curated record. NCBI's taxonomy places the organism in Eukaryota, Metazoa, Arthropoda, Insecta, Diptera, Drosophilidae.